Arabis nemorensis is the source of this 2085-nucleotide messenger RNA. The record is from the annotation of a GenBank genome assembly. NCBI's taxonomy places the organism in Eukaryota, Viridiplantae, Streptophyta, Magnoliopsida, Brassicales, Brassicaceae.
AUGGCGUCUCUCGCUCCCGGAAUCCUCCUCAAACUCCUUCAAUGCAUGAACUCCGGUACACGAGCCACCGGAGACCAUAGAUCCGCAACCUUACAAGUCACCGGAAUAGUCCCAGCUCUCGCCGGCUCCGAUCUAUGGCCUAAUCAAGGCUUCUACGUUCAAAUCUCCGAUUCUCUAAACUCCACCUACGUUUCUCUCUCCGAACGCGACACAGAUCUCAUCCUCACUAACCGUCUCCAGCUCGGCCAGUUUAUCUACCUCGACCGCCUCGAAUUCUCUACCCCAGUCCCACGCGCCGCCGGAAUCCGCCCCGUCGCUGGCCGUCACGCUUUCGUCGGAACACCAGAGCCGUUAAUCGCACGAGUGUCUCCUGGAUCUAAACGCGAUUUCGUAAUCCAACCAGUUUCGGAAUCUGAGUACUCGCUUGAUCCAAUCGCUGUUUACUUGAAUAACAACCGAUUCGAUAACGACGAUGGCGAUGUUGAUGUCGUCACGGUGGUUCAGAAACCUAGUGGGAGACAAGCGCUUGCUCCGGUGAACCAAAACGAAGAGAAUCGAAAUCAGAGACCUAAACAAACACCACAGAGAUUUUCGUCACCGGCUUCGUCUAAGCAACGGUCAAUUUCGUCGGGGAAGAAGAGCAACACUAACGGUGCAGUGGCGGUGGAGAGAGAUCCGUCACCGGCGAUUUCCGGGAAAGGGAGAAGAUCUGCAUCUCCAGUUCCGUCGAAAUGCGUGGUGCCAAGUCUUGCGGCGGCGCGUGAGGACAAUCGAAAGGUUGCUAGAGAGCCUGCGAUUGUUGUGCCUUCGAGGUAUAGACAACCAUCACCUAAUGGAAGGAAGGUGAAUCCGUCUCCUAACGGGAGAAGAAUGUCGAUUUCACCGGGAAGAAGGCUUUCGAGUGGUUUGAAGAUGUCUCCGAUGAUUGGAGAUUCUUCGGGUAAGAAGAAGAUGGCUGCAAUUGCUGCCGGAAUCUCUAAAGUGUCCGAAGCUCUCGUCGGAUCGUCAGCUAAGUAUGGUAACCGUAAGAAUUGGGAUGAACAAGUUGCUUCUGAUGGAAAUGCUCAAACUGAGCAGAAGGAGAAAGGCUGUGUUAAGAUUAAACCAGAUCAUCAAGCGAUUUUGCGUACUCAGGCUGCUAUGUCGAGACGGCUCAGUGAUGCGAAUAGGCGAAAAAGUGAUUCUUCGGGAUGUGAAGAGAAAGCGAAGUCGUGUUCGUCAGAGGGUAGUUUAGUAGAAGAAGUUUCAGCACUUGACGGACUUGGCAUCACUUAUCAUGAUCGGAAAUGGACAGAUGGUAGUGUUCCAUUAGAUAACAUCUCAGAGGAACUUGCAAAACUUGUAAAGGAAGCUAUGCAAAGAAGAAACUUUGCUGCUAAAGCUGCAGCUCGAGCAUUGGAGGAAGCCAAUGCCAAUGAGUGCAUCAUUAGAUGUUUAAGUAAAUUUUCGGAACUUUCUUCGGCAUCUAAAGUGGAGAAUCCGUUGCGAAUCAUCAACCAAUUUCUGACAAUAUAUGAACACGUCAUGAAUUACAAUCAGAUGGCCAACUCCACAGCUAGUGAGAACAGUUUAUGCUCAUCAUCUGAUCAACAAAACCCAAUCUCUCUUUGGGUUGAAGCUGCAUUAGCUACUAACCUCGACGUGGUUUCACUGGUGAAAGGCCGGAAUAACAACGAAUCACCAUUGUCUGUGAAGAAAUCAAUGCCUACUCACCUCUCUCCCAGACCCUCCACAAAGACAGACAACAUUGUUGGUAUGUGGACAGACAUAGAUGGGUUGAAGGAAACGGCUAAAUUCGCGGUGAACCUACAAUCCGAGAUGCAAACAUGGUUCAUUGGGUUUGUGGAUGAGUCGUUAGACAACAAAAACGCAGCGGCACGGCCUCUAGACGGUAGUUCUAUAGCUGCUGUUCUGUCUCAGCUGAAACAGGUCAAUGAGUGGUUGGACCGGGUUGUCUCGUCGCAACAAGACCGAGAAAAUCAGAUCGCCACAAUGGACAAGAUCGAGAGGCUGAAACGCAAAAUCUAUGGAUUCGUAAUCCACCACGUCGGAUCGACUUAUGACAAGUCUGCUUCCUCUUCUUGA